This is a messenger RNA of Fusarium oxysporum Fo47, 771 nucleotides long. RefSeq lists its product as uncharacterized. The record is from RefSeq and is a predicted model, not a curated record. Lineage: Eukaryota; Fungi; Ascomycota; Sordariomycetes; Hypocreales; Nectriaceae. Bases 191 to 613 code for a protein of 140 amino acids. The transcript is spliced from 2 exons.
UUUCAGAGACAUUUUCAGCUCAGAUCAUAUUUCCUUUCCCCCAUGUAUAUUUCCGUUUGUGUCCGUGUCUUAUACUUGAGCCGCGCGUAAAUUACUCUCACUUUGCACUUUUAUCACACCUGCCACUGUAUCUUUAUAUCUCACACGACCACUAUUGAUCUCUUCAUACAAUUGUUUGAUCGUUACUCCAAUGAAUACUCCAAACAGAGCUGCCGUUGUACAUCCUCAAUACGACGCCCAGUCUACCCAGCAAUUACUCGCUCUUGUUCAACAUCUUCAGGUUACAUCGAGGACUAUGGCCAAGCAAACACCCGCGUCCGACCAGAAAGAUAGUACCAUCGUCACCGAUAUUGGCGAUUAUCUCAUCCAAGCUGCUCAGGCAUGGGCACAGAUGACAGAUGCUCUGGUGGAAAGCCGACAGGUUCAGCAAGCAGUGGUUGAUGCGCAUGAACAAGCCAUGGUCAACAAUCAUCUUUCCGAUCUAUCUACUGUCGUCUCUAUGGAUGUUGAUCUUACAAAGCUCUCCAAAAUUCGCGAUUUAACAGCGCAAUUCUCCCGAGAUGUACAUCAAGUUUGGCAGAAUGAUGCGCCGUGUCCGGGAAAAUCGCCAUGACAUAUCAAUUUUCGAAUAGAGGUUCUUGGGAUAGGUUCACUGGGUUAUUUCAUAGGCGUUUCUGGAAUGAUAUCCGCAUCUUGGUUGGAAGAUUGCUGCGUUAUUUCAUUCAUUAUUUGCUCACUAAAAUUGCAUAUUCUGUUUCCUCUCCUCCAAGA